CAGAUCAUUCAGCUUGUAUCGAACAACAGUUCUAUCUACGCCUGUUUUAUUUCCUAUAGCUCUCUUAAUAUCGUCCUUAUCACAAGAACAUAGGAUAGCUGCGCAGUGCAGCUGCUUCUCAACGUGCGCUCGCAGUACCCGUUCCAGGACGAGCGAACUUAGCAAGCUGAGAUUCAGACGCACGCUGGCAGUGCUUUACUAUCACCUGCAUACACCGGAAACCAAGCGAUAAGUUCCAAUGGCAUCCGACGAGAACGUUCAGUUCGACGCUCUACGCAUACUAUCCGAAGCGCAGACGUGGUCAGAGAGCAACGAGACGGCCUUGCUCGAACCAUUCACCCAUAUCAGUUCAGUCAAAGGGAAGGAGAUCAGAGGCCUCAUGCUGGAGGCAUUCAACGUGUGGCUCCAGGUGCCGCAGGAUAGGCUCGCUGUGAUCUCAAAGGUGAUCAGCAUGCUGCAUACGGCCAGUCUGCUAAUAGAUGAUAUCGAAGACGAUGCAACGCUGAGGAGGGGUGUCCCAGCAUCACACAAGAUAUACGGUAUACCACAAACUAUCAACUCGGCUAAUUACGCGUACUUUCUUGCCUAUCAAGAGCUCUUCUCGUUGCGAUCGGGCAUCGGGUCUAACGUCGAAAGUGAAGCGGAUUCUGCGGUGAAGCGUCUGAUCCCAUUCAGGGAGUUGGAUCGUAUUGUCACUGCGGAGUUAUUAUCUCUGCAUCGAGGUCAAGGCCUCGAACUGUUAUGGCGCGACUCGCUCCAGUGCCCGACAGAGGAAGAGUAUGUGGCGAUGGUCAACAACAAGACUGGCGGUCUCUUCCGUGUCGCGGUGAAGCUCAUGAUGGCAUGUGCUACUACCAAUGUUGAUGUCGACUACGUCCCUCUGGUCAACCUGUUCGGCAUAUAUUAUCAAAUUCGAGACGAUUACAUGAACUUGCAGAGCUCUCAGUAUGCGGAGAACAAGGGCUUUGCGGAAGACCUCACGGAAGGGAAGUUUUCCUUCCCGAUCGUACACGCUGUCCGUGCGGACAUGUCGAAUCGACAAGUACUCAACGUCCUACAGAAACGCCCAACCACACCGACGCUUAAGCAUCACACCGUAGCGUACUUGCGUAAUCAUACCAAGUCAUUUGACUACACCGUAGGAGUGUUGCGGUCGUUGGAGAAGCAGAUCCGCAGCGAGAUCGCGAGGCUAGGAGGGAACAAGGGUUUGGAGAAGAUUAUGGAUGCUUUGCACGUCGAGUGAGAUGGAAUAGCCGUUGCGAGAGGAGCGGGUACAUAUAUUACAAGUGCUGUCUACUUUGUAUCUACAUUUCGGCCUGCUGCAGUGGGUGGAGGUGAUCUCUAUUUUCCUGUCCACGUGGCGGUCGAUCAUCUGCUAUGCCUGCC
Molecule: messenger RNA, 1386 nt
Organism: Laetiporus sulphureus 93-53
Lineage: Eukaryota; Fungi; Basidiomycota; Agaricomycetes; Polyporales; Laetiporaceae
Product: terpenoid synthase
Exons: 10
Coding region: 239-1243 (334 amino acids)
Biological process (GO): isoprenoid biosynthetic process
Molecular function (GO): prenyltransferase activity
Source: RefSeq, a predicted model, not a curated record